Molecule: messenger RNA, 555 nt
Organism: Fraxinus pennsylvanica
Lineage: Eukaryota; Viridiplantae; Streptophyta; Magnoliopsida; Lamiales; Oleaceae
Source: the annotation of a GenBank genome assembly
AUGGCCUUCUUCCCCGCCAAUUUUAUGCUGCAAACUCAUAAUGAAGAUGAACAUCGACCCUCCACUUCUCUCAAUCCAAUUCUUCCCCAUUGCAACCCUCAAGACUUCCAUGGUGUAGUUUCACUUAUGGGGAAGAGAUCGUCGGUGUUUUCCGAUGCUUGUGAAGAUAAUCACGGGGAGGAUGAUUUGUCGGACGACGGAUCACAACUGGGAGAGAAGAAGAGGAGGCUUAACAUGGAUCAAGUGAAGACACUCGAGAAGAAUUUUGAGUUGGCGAAUAAGCUCGAGCCUGAGAGGAAAAGGCAGCUGGCUCGGGCUUUAGGCCUGCAACCGAGGCAGAUUGCGAUAUGGUUCCAAAACAGGAGGGCAAGGUGGAAGACGAAGCAAUUGGAGAAAGAUUAUGAAGUUCUUAAGAGACAAUUUGAUGCUGUUAAAACAGAUAAUAAUGCCCUACAAGCACAAAAUCAAAAACUUCAAGCUGAGGUACGUAAAAUUUCUAGCAUAUUCUGGCAUAAAAAUGUUUGUGUGUGUGUAGCAUUGGAUCCAAAAUCAUAA